UUUCUCGUUACCAAAUAAUGAACACCAUUAAAGUUUUAAGUAGUCUCAAGGGGCAGGUUAGGGGUAUGUCCUCAGCUGUAGGCAAUGUUAAACGUGUUGGCGUAAUCGGUUCAGGUCAAAUGGGUCUUGGCAUUGCGUAUGUUGCAGCUAAUGUCACUCGUCUUCCUGUUGUCUUGAUGGAUGUCAGCCAAGCUCAAACUGACAAGGGAAUGGUCUUCAUGGACAAGCUUUUACAAAAGGACGUCGCCAAAAACAAAAUCACGGCAGAGCAUGCUAAAUUGACUAGAGAAUUAGUAUCUACCACCAAUUCUAUGUCUGGUUUAAGCGAUGUUGAUUUUGUUAUUGAAGCAGCCUCUGAAAAUUUGAACAUCAAGUCUGCCAUUUUCCGUGAUUUGGAUGCUAUUUGCAAACCUUCCAGUAUUUUGGCCACCAACACCAGCUCCAUCAGUAUCACCAAGAUUGCUGCUGUUACCAAGAGAGCCGAACAAGUGAUUGGUAUGCAUUUUAUGAACCCUGUUCCAGUCAUGAAGUUAGUAGAGAUUAUUCCUGGAUUAGCUACAAGUGCUGAUGUGCUUCAAGAGACCCGUGAUUUAGCGGCUGCUAUGGGAAAGACAACCACUGUUGUUCAAGAUAUCCCUGGGUUUGUCGCUAAUCGACUUUUGAUGCCCUAUAUCAAUGAAGCAGUCAUGCUUUUAGAAUGCGGCGCUGCUUCUGCCGAAGAUAUUGAUACUACGAUGAAAUUAGGUACCAAUAUGCCAAUGGGACCUUUGACGUUAGCCGAUUUUAUUGGUUUAGAUACUUGUCUUGCUAUUAUGAAGGUGCUUCAUGAGAACACCGGUGAUUCCAAGUACCGUCCCAGCGUUUUACUUCAGAAAUACGUUGAUGCCGGAUGGAUGGGCAAGAAGAGCGGAAAGGGAAUAUACACUUAUAAAUAAUAAAAUAAAGUUUAGAUGUAGACAUAAAC
Messenger RNA from Mucor mucedo, 964 nucleotides. RefSeq names its product 3-hydroxyacyl-CoA dehydrogenase. Gene Ontology annotation, biological process: fatty acid metabolic process. The coding region runs from base 18 to 935 and encodes 305 amino acids. NCBI's taxonomy places the organism in Eukaryota, Fungi, Mucoromycota, Mucoromycetes, Mucorales, Mucoraceae. The transcript has 5 exons. The record is from RefSeq and is a predicted model, not a curated record. Gene Ontology annotation, molecular function: NAD+ binding; oxidoreductase activity, acting on the CH-OH group of donors, NAD or NADP as acceptor.